CAACUCCACAGCUUCGAGGCUCGGAGUUAUACUUCUACCAGCUCUUGUUCUAACAAAUACACCACAGCUAUCAUCACACCAUGUCGGGUCUUCUCAAAUACGCGGCUCCGCGUCGAGCAGCCAUCAACCUUGCGAAAACGCGGUCACCAAUUCCGUUCCGUCGCACAUACGCCAAUGAACCAUCUCGAGGUGCCACGACACGUGGAGAGCCCAAUGCCACCAAUGUUCGCGACUCUCCAUCGAGUAGUGGCGAAGCUAGCCAGGUGAACUCCGCUCGUGGCAUAGAGAACAUCGGUGCAGAAACAAAGCCAACAGCGGUGAACCCAGUGUCGAACCCUGAGGAGGGCGGCAUGGGAGUGCAAGAAGAGUCUCAGCCUAGCCAGGAGAAUAUGAAAAGGCCAAAGGAGGAGCCAGAUCACAUCAAGAGACAGCAUGUUGAAGCAGAGGGACAGAAGCCAUUGGACCCAGCUGAUGAUGGACACGGUGCCGUGAAGCGGGACCCCAACAAGUGAAACAGGGAAACACUUCCAUCAACCGGAGCACAAGGAGAGCACCAAUAAGUUUGGACGACUGUAAUCUAAGCUGCAACUCCACCAGUUCCCGUAGACUCCGUAAUCCCACCAUCAACGAUCAAAGACUGCGCAGUAAUAUACUUCGC
Molecule: messenger RNA, 658 nt
Organism: Cercospora beticola
Lineage: Eukaryota; Fungi; Ascomycota; Dothideomycetes; Mycosphaerellales; Mycosphaerellaceae
Source: RefSeq, a predicted model, not a curated record